GUGCCACCAGAUGACAUGACCACUACUUUGCGGGAUGCAGUUGCGAGAAGGGUUCAGUGGCGGAGAGCUGGUAUUGAUAUUGAUCCAGCAGAUGCAGAUUCAGUAUGGACCACUGAACCUCAACCACAGAGUUCUCCGUUGCCACCGACAUUUUCUGAGCCACGGCCACAGCUGCCGGAUCCAUGGGAAGCGUUUCCGGAUCCGCAUCCUCCUGUCCCUACUCAGCCUCAGAUUACCCCCCUCCACCUGUUCCGAUAGAGUCAGCUACCGUUCCCAAGAAGCCAAGCAAGGCUAAUCCUGUGAGGAAGAAGCAGAGUAGGCCGAUGCAGAGGAAGCAGAAGAUCUCAGAGGGUAAGAAAAAGGUGGAGGAGGUAAAAAACCCGGUUCCAUUACAUUACACUUCUGAGAAUCCAAAGUACAGGGUUGGAAAGGCCUUGCUUAGUUCCUCUGAGCUUUGGAGAGCAGGUCAAUAUUGUAUGGACCUGCACAACUACUACAUACACAAUGCCGAUAAACUCCAGGAUAUCAUAGUGGCAUACAAAGAGCGGCACUUUCUGCAGCUUGAGGGCACUGAAGGCAUCUUUAUUGUUGCCUUCUCCGAUUUGUUCGACCUUUUCAACCUCGACGCUUUGGAUCUUUCUCUUGUUCGAUGCUUUGCAUUGCACAUGCAACAAGAGACAAGGUGUCGAACCGGAAAGAAGUGUGGGUACAUUGACCCACAGAUGAUGAUAGUGACACUAAUGACUUUAGAUAGAGAUGGCUUGGUCCGGUGUGCACAUGCAACAGUUAAACUUGUUUUCAUUUCAACUUGUAGCCACAUGUAGUCACUUGUUUCCAUUUAACACAUGUAACCGCUUGUUUCCAUUUCAACUUGGUCAGGUACAUUGUGAAGUAAAUGC
This is a messenger RNA of Panicum hallii, 899 nucleotides long. RefSeq lists its product as uncharacterized. The transcript is spliced from 2 exons. The record is from RefSeq and is a predicted model, not a curated record. Bases 183 to 824 code for a protein of 213 amino acids. Lineage: Eukaryota; Viridiplantae; Streptophyta; Magnoliopsida; Poales; Poaceae.